UGAUGGACGCGAUCAUGAUCCGGAUUUGAGACGUGAUUGCAGGUGAUAUCCAUCUUUCUUGUUAUCCCGGUUCUCAUCAGUUUUCACGACUUCAACCCGGCGCAUCUCCUUUUCCAACCUUCUGUCUCGAAGGUCUGGAUCUCAUUUUUUCUGGCCUCCAUCACUUCCGCUGGUCCUUUGAGCUCUUAAAACCCAACCAAAGCUCACGCAGCUGGCAUCAUACGGUAUCCAGCCAGUCAGGACUGCCUGCCCACUGAGCUGAAGCUUCGAUACUCCUCACUCACUCCAUCGCUCACCAAGACCGCAUCGCGGCCCCAAACCACCAUGCCCCUCUCCCUCCUCCGGGCAUCUGCCCUCCUCCUGGCUCUUUCCCGUCUCACCCCUUCCGUCCUGUCCCAAAACACAGACGAAGACAAGGACACCGACGAAGGCGGCUACAUAGGCUACCGCCUCACCCACCGCGGCGACCCCGAGUCCGCCAUCUACGAAACCGCCAACACGGGCUCCGAUGAUGACCUGAUCCUGCCCGAGGACCCAGACGUCUACCUCAACGCCUCCGUCUCCGUCGGCCUGAUCGACAUUGAGGUGGACAACAUCACGGCCAAAGUGAACCUGGACGCCAAGGUUUUGAGUUUGCUGCACUUUAGCGCGGGCGUGGAUGCGAGUAUUGAUCGAGUCAAGUUAAGGAUUGAGAAUGUCUCUGCCAAGGUCGAGCUGGAGGCCAGACUAGAAAAUGUGGUGGCUAUGGUGGAUGAUGUGUUGAGGAGCAUUGAUUUGAAUCCGAUUAUUGCUACGCUUGGUGAAGGGGUGGGGAAGAUUGUGGAUGGGGUUGGGGAUGUUGUUGGUGGUGGUGGUGGUGGUGGUGGUGGUGGUGGUGAUGCGGCGGGUAGUGCUGCUGGGAAUGUGCAGGCUAGGGAUGUGCCGCUUGAUGCUGGUGCGGCGGAACAUGACCUAUCCAAGCGCGUCCCCGCCACCGGUGGCCACAGCUCCGGAGCAGACCACGAUCCCUUCAACUACAACUUGGAGCACAACAUCCUUUACUCCGUCAACGACUAUCAGGGAAACAGACAUCGCAAUCGCCGGUUGGAUCAGAAUGGCGAGAUCUUUGAUGAGUAUCUGGAUAAUGACGGGAACGAGCAGUCGAGGACGGUGGUCGGGUAUUAUAAGGAUGACAUGACUUUUAAUGGACAUAACAGGAGCAUUGAGGUUGAUGGGAAGGUGAAGGAGUUUGAGCUGCAGUACGAGUAUAAGCCGUUCCCAGGUAUUGAGGCGAUUAGCUGGAUUUAUGUGGACGCGGAGGGGAAGGUGGUUAGGACCAAGGUCAUUUCGGAGGCGCAGGGGGGUGGGACGAGUACGGUUAGCAAUGAUUCAGAGGAGUGAGGGGGUGGAAUGUAAUGAAGGGGUGUCUUUGUAUAGUGACGGUUUGGUUUUCAUGUUGUGUUGGAGAGUGACGAGGAAGAGUCAUUGAAGAGGGGAGGAAACUCUGGUUCGUUUUUUUAGGGCAAG
Messenger RNA from Neurospora tetraspora, 1506 nucleotides. RefSeq lists its product as uncharacterized. The transcript has a single exon. Bases 325 to 1380 code for a protein of 351 amino acids. NCBI's taxonomy places the organism in Eukaryota, Fungi, Ascomycota, Sordariomycetes, Sordariales, Sordariaceae. The record is from RefSeq and is a predicted model, not a curated record.